Messenger RNA from Haliotis rufescens (red abalone), 1450 nucleotides. Its product is annotated as N-acetylglucosamine-1-phosphodiester alpha-N-acetylglucosaminidase-like. The transcript has 9 exons. The record is from RefSeq and is a predicted model, not a curated record. NCBI's taxonomy places the organism in Eukaryota, Metazoa, Mollusca, Gastropoda, Lepetellida, Haliotidae. The coding region runs from base 191 to 1450 and encodes 419 amino acids.
UGAUGUCUUAUAUCGACAUACAGAUGGCAGCUGUUACUGAUCUGCUCUGCUACUGUUUUAGCUGUUCCGAAUGAGCCAGCUCAGUGACAAAGAGGAUGGUUUUGCAAAUUGAGGAAUAGGGACUGAGGUUUUACAGUGCCAGACGAGUCGAGCUGGGUUGACCAACGACAGUGGACGGAUAAUCGGCUUGAUGGCGAAGUACUUCAGACUGCUAACUCUUGUUGCAUUUGGUGUUUCGGUUCAACUAUACAGUGAUAAAACGUUCGUUAUUGAUGGGAUAAACCUGUUGCUACAAUACAUGUUCCGUCCCGGUUCUCAUCAAGGAGUGCGACAGUGCCAACAUGUCAAGAUUGGAAAUCUGACACACAUGAAACAUAAGGCACACAUCAGUGUCAACCUAACUUUGCCGCUUGUGGAGUCUCGACAUCAACUCAAGAGCAUAGGAAAGUAUUAUUAUGACAGGAGAAUUGUCAACGUGUUAUUUCAGAAAGUAAACAACCCUUUGAAAACGUUUUCGGUUCUUGAGCCGGGUGCUCCUGGGACAUGUAGAAAGGGGAGUGCUCAGAGAGUCACGGUGAGGGAGAGUGCCAAACAGAAACGUUGUGUUCUGGCUAUCAGUGCAGGCUUUUUUAACAUAGACACUGGAGAAUGUUAUGGCAACAUCUACAGCGAUGGGAGACUGGUCAGUGACAGUGGUGGGGUGCAAAAUGCUCACUUCGGCAUCACUGCAGACGGCUACAUCUUCGCAGGGUAUCUGUCACAGCAGGAUCUGAUGACACAUCGGUUUACCCAGCUAGUUGGAGGUGUCAUAUGGCUCCUGAAGGAAGGGGAGAUCUAUGUUGACGAGAGCAUCAAGAACGAGUGUUCGACGCCGACAACAAUAACACUGAGAGAGUUUGCUUCCAUCCAAAAAUCUCGAGUUGCUGUCGGUCAUGACAAAGACGGCCGCAUCCUUAUUGCCCAUGUCGAUGUGGCGAAGGGGAAUAUUGGAGUUGACCUCCACGAGAUGGCAUCCAUAUUGCUUGACCUUGGCUUUGUCAAUGCCAUUAACCUUGACAGUGGAGGUUCGGCCACAACAGUUAUAAACGGUACACUCGUCAGCCAUCCGUCAGAUGAAUGCCCUGACAAAAUAUUCAACUGUGAGCGCCAGGUGACCACCAUCCUGUGUGUACAUGAGCCAGAGUGUGACCCGGGUGACUGUUCAGGGCAUGGGACCUGUGAGAUGGGAGUGUGUGAAUGCUCAGAUCACAGGUCAGGGCCAGCCUGUGACAUCCAGCAGUGUUCACUGAAGUGCAACCAACACGGAACAGCGUCAGGUCCGGUUGUUAUAACUAUACCCCAAAAGUGCAAAAACCAAAGGAAACGGUACUCGCUGGGCCUGGCCAACGGUCGCUUCUUGGCCUGUCCCUGGUACUGCCAGUUUGGCGGAAAGGAGUCAUCAGUCUUAUGA